UCACCCCAACACACACACACACACACCACCCAGAUGCCAGCAUUGGCACCCCUAGGAUACACCAAAGGGUAGCUCAGGGGAGGGUGGGACGUAACACUCCUGGUACCCCUCAUCAGUCAGGGUGAGCUACCCAAGAACCAUAGUUGAGGGGGGGGGCAAGCGGUAACCCUGAGCCCCGGAAUAUCUGAUGUUCUACAGACCUUUCCCAGCUAGGUGCUUGAGUCAAGAAAGGGAUGGACUGCUUGUGCAUAGUCACUACCAAGAAAUAUCGUUACCAAGAUGAAGACAGCCCCCCGUUGGAGCACAGCCCCGCCCACCUCCCCAACCAGGUAAAGGCCCCUGAGCUGGUCCACGUGGCGGAGAAGAACCUGUCCCAGAUCGAGAGCGUCCACGGCUAUGUGUCUCACUCGCACAUCUCCCCCAUGAAGGCCAACUCCCCACCGGUAAUUGUCAACACAGAUACCUUAGAAGCACCAGCUUAUGUAAAUGGAACGGAAGGCGAAAUGGAAUACGAAGAAAUAACUCUAGAGCGGGUGGGGCAUGACUUUUUCCUCCAGGGUAACUCCGGUUUGGGAUUCAGCAUCGCCGGUGGUACUGACAACCCCCAUGUUGGGGAUGACCCAAGCAUCUUCAUCACUAAGAUCAUCCCUGGUGGGGCAGCAGCACAGGAUGGCAGGCUAAGGGUGAACGACAGCAUCCUCUUCGUCAAUGAUGUGGACGUGCGGGAGGUAACGCACAGCACGGCUGUUGAGGCCCUGAAGGAGGCCGGCUCCAUUGUGCGUCUGUAUGUCAUGCGGAGGAAGCCCCUGGCCGAGAAGGUCAUGGAGAUCAAGCUGAUCAAAGGCCCCAAAGGUCUUGGUUUCAGCAUUGCAGGUGGCGUUGGCAACCAGCACAUCCCCGGCGACAAUAGUAUCUACGUCACCAAAAUCAUAGAGGGGGGUGCAGCCCACAAGGAUGGGCGCCUGCAGAUUGGGGACAAGAUCCUGGCGGUAAACAAUGUGAGCCUUGAAGAUGUUAUGCACGAAGAUGCCGUUGCAGCCCUCAAGAACACAUAUGAUGUUGUCUACUUGAAGGUGGCCAAACCCACAAAUGUUUACCUGAAUGAUUCUUACGCCCCGCCUGACAUCACUUCCUCCUAUUCCCAGCAUCUCGACAAUGAAAUUGGUCACCAGAGCUACCUGGGCACAGACUAUCCACAAGCCAUGACCCCCACCUCCCCUCGGAGGUACUCCCCCAUCCCUAAGGAGCUGAUGGGUGAGGAGGAUAUACCCAGGGAACCGCGUCGUAUUGUCAUUCACCGUGGCUCAACAGGGCUGGGCUUCAACAUUGUUGGGGGUGAAGAUGGCGAGGGAAUCUUCAUCUCUUUCAUCCUGGCUGGGGGGCCGGCCGACCUCAGUGGGGAGCUCCGGAAAGGGGACCAGAUCCUCUCGGUCAAUGGUGUGGACCUCAGGAACGCCACACACGAACAAGCAGCCAUUGCUCUGAAAAACGCCGGCCAGACGGUCACCAUCAUUGCUCAGUACAAACCGGAUGAGUACAGCCGCUUUGAGGCCAAGAUCCACGACCUCCGGGAGCAGCUGAUGAACAGCAGUUUGGGCUCAGGGACAGCAUCGCUGCGGAGCAACCCCAAGAGGGGUUUCUACAUCCGGGCGCUCUUUGACUAUGAUAAGACCAAGGACUGCGGUUUCCUGAGCCAAGCGCUGAGCUUCCAUUUUGGCGACGUCCUGCACGUGAUUGACGCUUCCGAUGAGGAGUGGUGGCAGGCGCGGCGCGUCCAUCCGGAUGGCGACAGCGAUGAGAUUGGCUUCAUCCCCAGCAAAAGGCGGGUCGAGCGACGGGAAUGGACACGGCUAAAAGCAAAGGAUCGGGUGCCGGGCUCGGGCUCUCAAGGUCGAGAAGAUGCUGUCUUGAGCUAUGAAACCGUUGUACAAAUGGAAGUUCACUACGCUCGACCCAUCAUUAUCCUGGGCCCCACUAAGGACCGAGUCAACGAUGACCUCCUCUCUGAGUUCCCUGACAAAUUUGGCUCCUGUGUCCCACACACCACUCGGCCGAAACGGGAGUACGAAGUGGAUGGGCGGGACUACCAUUUUGUUGCCUCGCGGGAGAAGAUGGAGAAGGACAUUCAGAGCCACAAGUUCAUCGAGGCCGGCCAGUACAACAGCCACCUGUACGGGACGAGCGUCCAGUCAGUGCGCGAGGUGGCUGAGCAGGGCAAGCACUGCAUUUUGGACGUUUCGGCCAAUGCCGUGCGGAGGCUGCAGGCAGCUCAACUUCACCCCAUCGCCGUUUUUAUCCGGCCACGCUCCCUCGAGAAUGUUCUAGAAAUUAACAAGCGGAUAACGGAGGAGCAGGCGCGGAAAGCCUUCGACAGAGCUACAAAACUGGAGCAGGAAUUUACAGAGUGCUUCUCGGCCAUCGUAGAAGGAGACAGCUUCGAAGAGAUCUACCACAAGAUCAAAAGAAUCAUUGAGGAGCUCUCCGGCCCGUACAUUUGGAUCCCGGCUCGUGAGAGACUUUAGGAGCUUAAUGUGAACUGAUAUUUCCCGGAAGGGAUGGCAAAACCAACCACCACCGAAUCUGCGACAGAGCUGUCCUCUCUGGAGAGGGGGACCGACUCUUGUCUCUUGCCACUGAACUUAGCUGUUUGGUUAAUAUUUUGGGGAUGGGUGGGGAUGUCGUGGGACAGGCUUCUUUCGUUUCUUCCGUUGACUCUUUAAUAUUCUCAAUUUUUGUUUUCCUUUUUCCUUUCUUUUUUCUUUUCUUCUUGCGUGAUCCGGCUCCCCCACCCCUAAUCCUGAUUCAAAACUGCUCCCGUUUUAAUUUCUGCAGCAAAUGUGGGGCUUUCUUCCAUCCCCAACAGCGCUAGCGCAUGCAUGCUGUCAUUUGGGGGGGCAGGUGGUGGCACAGGGGAAGAAUGGGGGGGUGUUCUUAGAUUCUGGUCUGUUUCGUUUUACAAGCAGCAAGGUGGAGGGGAGGCACACGCAGACUCUGAACUCGGAGAGAGAAAGACUGAAACAAACUUAUUGUGGGAGAGAAGAGAGAGAUAUUUUUUAAGAAAAACUUUCUGCAAAAUGGAAGCCACUUUUGAUGAGUUUACUUUCCAGAACUCCCACCCCUUUUUUCCAGUGAUUCAGAAGAAAAAAAGGCAUUGUUGCUGAGGAGUUUUAAAGUUCCCUGAUUGUGCUUUGAUCAUUAGGGCAGAGAAGAGGGAUGAUGGGUAUUCGGGAGGUUUUUUAAUUUUGGAAGGAAGAGUAACACUGCACACUCGUUAAAAGAAUCAAAACAAAUUCACCAAGCUAAGUUUUCUGCUGUUUUAAAAAAUAAAAAACCCAACUAUUUUCCCCUUGGAAGGAAACAAGGGUACCUUUUUCCAUUCCUUCCUUCUUUUGUUUUGGCUGAAUAAUAUUCUACGAUUGAAACAAGCACAGACCCAGGACUGAUUAAUCCAAGAUAAUCCUCGCUUGCAAGAAUGGCCUGAUGAUGACAAUGACUUUGGGA
Lacerta agilis (Sand lizard) is the source of this 3501-nucleotide messenger RNA. It is a transcript of the gene DLG4, whose product is annotated as discs large MAGUK scaffold protein 4. Gene Ontology annotation, molecular function: kinase binding. Gene Ontology annotation, biological process: AMPA glutamate receptor clustering; postsynaptic neurotransmitter receptor diffusion trapping; chemical synaptic transmission. Bases 234 to 2522 code for a protein of 762 amino acids. Gene Ontology annotation, cellular component: neuromuscular junction; postsynaptic density membrane; neuron projection. The record is from RefSeq and is a predicted model, not a curated record. Lineage: Eukaryota; Metazoa; Chordata; Lepidosauria; Squamata; Lacertidae. The transcript is spliced from 21 exons.